AUGAAGAUAUCCAAUUGGCCAUGUCUCCUAAUGCCCACCUUCUGGUGGAAUUUGUCGAGCCCUGCAGGUUAUCCACCGCAGACAGUCACUUGCCCUCUGGGCCCCUUGACACGAAGUGCUUCCACGGGACUCAAUCCAAACGAGUCGAGCUAUAUGGAGUCGAGAUACGCUGUUGCUAAAGAGAAUCUCAGGACAUACUUGAACUCAGCCAAACUUGAAGACUUCAACGUUGAUGGGUUCUUGAUGGAUGCCAACCCCACCAUCGGGUUGGCUUUCUCGGGAGGAGGAUACAGAGCACAACUUGUUGGAGCCGGGGAAUACGCCGCGUUGGACUCGCGAACUUGUGUCACGAAUGGAGUUGGUCUAGGUGGGAUAUUGCAGCUGUCAAACUACAUUGCAGGUUUAUCGGGAGGAGCGUGGUUGGUUGGUUCUUUGGUCAGCAACAACUUGUUUACUAUUGACAACAUGUUGUCCCAGGACAUCCUAUGGAACACCCUGAACUCGGUCUUGGACUUUUACGACAACUUGCUUGAAACAUUGGAAAUGUGGGUGUUGAUUGCUUUGCAGGUGGAGUCAAAGGAAGACGAAGGGUUCUCUGUGAGCAUCACCGAUUUCUGGGGUCGAGCCUUGAGCUACCAGCAGUUGGCUUUCUUCCCACACGAAGGUGCUGGUUUCCUGUUUCCGAAAGUAAUGGAAGUCCCCGUUUAUCGAGAUUUUUAUGCCCCCUUCCCGAUCUUGGUUGCCGAUGGAAGAGAACCAAACACGACGAUUGUCAAUCUCAACAGUACUGUGUUUGAAUUGACUCCAUUCGAGUUGGGAAGUGGCGAUCCGUCCUUGGAGUCAUUUGUGCAAGUACAAUACUUGGGAUCGGAGUUGGAUGGGGGUUUCCCAAGUGGCCGCUGUGUAAAUGGUUUCGAUAAUGCCGGGUUUUUCAUUGGCACGUCGUCGUCCUUGUUCAACGAGAUUCUCAUCACGAUUAAUCAGGAGUACAUUCCGGUAUUUUUGCAAGAUAUAAUCGAGGAGGUACUCAUCAAUCCGUUUGAAAAAUUGAAUGUUGAUGUUGCCCACUACAGUCCGAACCCAUUUUAUGUCAGCGGCCAAAAUGGAAAUAUGUCGAGUCCAAUAGAAGCCUCUGAAACAUUGUUUUUGGUUGACGGCGGUGAGGACGGCCAGAAUGUUCCGUUGGUUCCCCUUUUGCGGCGCAACUUGAGUGCUGUUUUUGCCUUUGACAACUCGGCCGACGAAAACAACUGGCCAGAUGGCACGGCAUUGAUUCUGACCUACGAACGGCAAUUCACCCCGCAAGGUGGCGAUAUAGCGUUCCCCUAUGUUCCAGGCCAAAGCACGUUCAUCAACCUAGGCUUGACGUCAAAGCCUACAUUUUUCGGAUGCGACGCAAGCAAUUUGACCUCGCUAACCGCAGACAUUUACAACGUGCCCGUGGUGAUCUACAUUGCAAAUCGCGCCUUUUCCUUUUCGUCAAAUACCUCAACGUUUCAGUUAGAGUACAGUAUUCCAGAAAGGAAUGCGAUGAUCACGAACGGGUUUGAAGUUGCCUCGAGGAUGAACGGCACUCUAGACGAAGAAUGGGCAGCGUGCGUGGGGUGUGCUAUUAUCCGAAGAGAGCAGGAACGGAUGAACAUGGUCCAAACAGAGCAGUGCAAAAAGUGCUUUCAAGAGUACUGUUGGAACGGCACCGUUUAUGAAACGUCAUGA
Lodderomyces beijingensis is the source of this 1716-nucleotide messenger RNA. NCBI's taxonomy places the organism in Eukaryota, Fungi, Ascomycota, Pichiomycetes, Serinales, Debaryomycetaceae. The record is from the annotation of a GenBank genome assembly.